GCAGCAUUAAUUGAUAACUAAACAUGAGGAGUGUAUUUUUGAUCAGUGCUAUUGUACUGCAUAUUUCCUGGUGUUAUGCCUUUCCAGGCUAUGGCCCAUAUCAACAAUGGAUUCCCCCUUUUUUCCCUGAUGGUGGCAUUCCAGAUUUCGUAGAUAGAUUUAAAGAGAUAUUCCCACACGACGUUAAGGUUACUGGACUCAGCGAUCACGAAAGUAAACCUGGUGUACCUGGGAACCAUGGAUCCUCUUACACUGUCACGUCACACUUCACCACAAUAGGUAGUGACGGGAAACUGCACGGGGAGGGUGAAACUAUUGUUAACAAUAAUGGAAAAAUUACCAAGUACAAGUACUGAGAUCUGCAGCCGAGCAGUCGGUGUCACUGUCGAAUAAUCACAAGGAAU
This is a messenger RNA of Maniola jurtina (meadow brown), 404 nucleotides long. RefSeq lists its product as uncharacterized. Lineage: Eukaryota; Metazoa; Arthropoda; Insecta; Lepidoptera; Nymphalidae. The record is from RefSeq and is a predicted model, not a curated record. Bases 24 to 356 code for a protein of 110 amino acids. The transcript is spliced from 4 exons.